UUAAUGUGAAAUAUACUCACAGAUUAUUAUUUUUGUGUAUUAAUAAUGACUAACAAUAUUUUUAGUAAUGGCCGCAUUCAACAACAGACGAUUGUUUCGCAGCGUUUAAGAAAUGAUAGGAAGGAAGGAAAAAAAGCACCAGAAAUAUCAGCGAUAGAGAGCAACAAUUGGUUGUUGCAUCGACAUUAUACGCGACAUGAAUACAAAACUUGUAAAAUAUUAAUUGAUCAAGAAUUAAUAAAAUCAAACGGAUAUAAUGAAUAUGCGAAUUAUUUAAAAGGUUUAAUACUAAGAAGAGAAGGAAAAAUUCAAGAUUCGUUAAACUAUUUUCAAGCUGCUUAUAACGUCAAUUCAACGUCAAUUAAUAACAUAAAGCAAAUAGCCAAAUCAUUUUUGAUAAUGGGUAAUCAUAAACGUGCAAUCGAAGCGUAUUUGGAAGCUGAAAAAAUAUCGAAUAUAUCAGAUUGGGAGAUUUAUUUUAAUUUAGGCGAAUGUUACAUGAAAUUGAAUCAGGUAUAUGAAGCAAAAAAAUAUUUAAAAAGAUCGAUCGAAUUAACGAAAAAUGAACUACCUUAUAUUGCACUUGCCAAACUUUGUCUUUUCGAAAAUCAUGUUAUAGAGGCACAGAACGCUUAUACAACUGCUCUUAGCGAAAAUCCUGAAAGUAUAGAAGCUGCAACCGAAUUAGGAUUGCUCUAUCUUAAAAUUGGUGAUGUUCAACGAGCAUUCCAACAAUUUGGUACUGCAAUCGCCCAUUCUCCAAAUUAUGCCAAGGCAAUUCUUCCAAUAGCUUACAUAAUCCAAAAUCACCAAGAAUAUGAUGUUGCAUUGUCGAAGUAUAAACAGGCAGCGCAAUCAAUUCCAGAAUCAUAUGCCUUAUGGAAUAAUGUCGGAAUGUGUUUUUACGGCAAGCAGAAAUUCGUUGCUGCUAUUAGUUGUUUGAAAAGAGCUCAUUAUCUCAAUUCCAUGGCUUUUUUACCCGUUUAUAAUUUGGGUAUGGUUUUUUUGACUACCGGUCAACCAGCCUCGGCCGCAAUUUAUUUGUGCGCUGCGAUUACUGCUGAUCCAAAAAAUUCAAUGCCGUAUCUUCUACUUGGAAUCGCUUUGAAACGUCUAGACGACUUGGAAGGUGCGGAGAAAGUAUUGCAAAAAGCUCAUGCUCUUUCACCGCAAGAUCCCUUUGUGUUAAUUAAUUAUGCGGUAAUAUUGGAGGCACAGGGUAAGGAGAAUAUGGCGGCCGAACUUCUGUCUGCGUUGAAUGAUAUUACGGCGGUGAUUAACGUAGAUGCUCAGAUAACACAGACGGCAAAGAAAUUGUCGAUGAAACUUCAACAAGAAAGAGUAAACGGUAAAGAAGAGGAGGAGACGAGGAUACUUAACUCGGACGAAGUUUAAAACGGAUUAUCUUUUUCUUGAAAUCAAAGACCUUGCUCUAAAAAGCUUGUUUAAUCUUUCGUGUGUAUCAAAUUUUUUCAUUAUUUUUACUUUAAAUGAGGAUAUUAUGAAUUAGCUUAUUAUAAUUCUAUAAAAGAAUACUCCAACAAAGAUGUAAAUAACAAUGUAUAUGUAAUAUUGAAAUAAUGAAAAUGGAAAUAACGAAGAAAUACAAAUUAAAAAGAAUGAAACGGGCAGAAACCAAGAAAUUAAAGAUGAUGAAAAUAAUUUUAUCCUGUAUCAAGUACAUUUUUCCAAUAGACUAGGUUUCUUCUUUUUUCUUUCUCAUUAUCUACUGAAUAUUUUGUCGCUUAUUCUUGCUCGUUUCGCGUUCCACGUGUCAAGAGCCAGUUUCCUCAUUAAGUUUUUUUGGAUAACGCUACAUUAACUCGUAAUACUUAUAAUUCCAACGGUUUUAAAAAUAUCAAGGAUUAAUAUUGCUUCGUUCAUGAUUUAUUGUUUAAAGAUUAUUAACGAUUAUUGUUAUUAAUGAUUUGUCUUUAAGAAUCAUUAGGUUAUCUUUUGUUUGACUUAUAUAGAUACGAUAUUCUUUAUCAAGUUUCACCUUCACCUUUCCUUAUAAGGAAUUAUUCUGUAACAUUUUCAUUGAAUAAUACGGAAAUGAAUAUUAAGGAAGUAAUUAAACUAAGUCCUUGUAAAUUACUUAUGUAAAACAAUUACUUAUGAUAAGUUUCAGUUUUCUUUGAACGAUUUUUCACGUGCGAUAUCGAGUUUCCAUAGUUAGUGGAAGAAACGAGCGUAUAUCUUGAUUAAAAGUUUGAACAACUUUUUUCUCCGAGUUCGUAGCUAUAAUUUCUGGAUUCAAUUUCAUUGAAGUUGCAUUUUUGAAUCGUUUCGUUAAUGUUCAUUUCCAUGCACAUCCAUACAUUAAGUCGAAACGCUGAAAAUUUUGGAAUUUCUUUUUGAUUAUAUUAUGACAUAGAACAAACAAUAUAAUUGGAAUAACUCGUUUGACUUCUUUCUGAAAUGAAAGAAUAAAAAAAAAGACCAUUCCUUGAUUUUUGAAUCCGUAUCGUUAGAGAGAAUUUUAUGAGCAUUCAAGAGUAUAUAAAAUAUAUUUUAUAUAUAUAAAAAAUAAAUUUCUAUCGUAUUUUAUAUCUUUAUUUGAAAAAAUGAAAUCAUAUUUGAAAUCUUUGAAGAAUUUUUGCUCAAGAAAUUAAUUUAAUAUUAUUAAGUUGUAAUCCUUCUAAAUUUAAUUAAAUAAUGAUAUCCUUAAUUAAAUUAUCCUUAAUAUUCAAAGUGAUAUA
Apis laboriosa (Himalayan honeybee) is the source of this 2702-nucleotide messenger RNA. It is a transcript of the gene BBS4, whose product is annotated as Bardet-Biedl syndrome 4 protein homolog. Gene Ontology annotation, biological process: cilium assembly; protein localization to cilium. Gene Ontology annotation, cellular component: ciliary basal body. Bases 46 to 1395 code for a protein of 449 amino acids. Gene Ontology annotation, molecular function: protein binding. The record is from RefSeq and is a predicted model, not a curated record. The transcript has 11 exons. Lineage: Eukaryota; Metazoa; Arthropoda; Insecta; Hymenoptera; Apidae.